Australozyma saopauloensis is the source of this 3513-nucleotide messenger RNA. RefSeq names its product condensin subunit (gene SMC2). The record is from RefSeq and is a predicted model, not a curated record. Gene Ontology annotation, molecular function: protein binding; ATP binding; ATP hydrolysis activity. Lineage: Eukaryota; Fungi; Ascomycota; Pichiomycetes; Serinales; Metschnikowiaceae. Gene Ontology annotation, biological process: chromosome organization. The transcript has a single exon. Gene Ontology annotation, cellular component: chromosome. The coding region runs from base 1 to 3513 and encodes 1170 amino acids.
AUGAAGGUCGAGGAACUCAUCAUCGACGGCUUCAAGUCGUAUGCAGUGCGCACGGUGGUCAGCGGCUGGGACCCCCAAUUCAACGCCAUCACCGGUCUCAACGGUUCCGGCAAAUCUAACAUCCUCGAUGCCAUCUGUUUUGUGUUGGGCAUUGCGUCGAUGACAACGGUGCGUGCGUCCAACUUGCAGGAUCUCAUCUAUAAGCGAGGCCAGGCCGGUGUGACGAAGGCGCUGGUGACGAUUGUGUUCGACAAUAGUGAUAAGGAGAAGUCGCCCAUUGGGUUCGAGAACUCGCCGAAAAUCUCGGUCACGCGGCAGAUCGUGUUGGGCGGCACGUCCAAGUAUUUAAUUAAUGGUCAUAAGGCGCUCCAGACGACGGUGCUCAACCUUUUUCAGUCGGUACAGCUUAACAUCAACAACCCCAACUUCUUGAUUAUGCAGGGAAAGAUCACCAAGGUGCUCAACAUGAAGCCGGCGGAGAUUCUCUCCUUGGUUGAAGAAGCCGCCGGUACUAGAACCUUCGAAGAUCGCAAGGAUAAGGCUCUCAAGACCAUGGCCAAGAAGGAGGCGAAACUCGUAGAGAUCCGGACGCUUCUCGCAGAGGAAAUCGAGCCGAAGUUGGAGCGGUUUCGCUCGGAAAAGCGUACCUUCUUGGAGUUCCAGAAGGUUCAAACUGACUUGGAGAAGUUGUCCCGCAUCAUCGCCUGCCACAAUUAUGUAAGUUAUUCUAAUAAGUUCCACCACCACUCGACUCUACGUGAGGAGCACGAGUCCAUCAUGGCCAACUUGGAGGACCAAACGAAAAGACUCGCUGACGAGGUGUCGAAUUUGAACGCAGACUUGGACCAAGUGAAAAAGCAGAAGGAGUCGGAACUCGUCAAGGGCGGCAAAAUCGAAUUUCUAGAAAAGAAGGAAACUUCUCUCUCCGAUGACCUCACUCGUCUCACAACGGCUCGCGACCUUGCACAUGAGAAUGAACGGGAUGAAGCUGCUAAACUUGCUGAGUACAAGAACAGACUCUCACAGCUUCAGGCGAUGAUGGAGAAAAACCUGGGCAAUCAUGCGACCUCGGAGAACAGCUAUAACGAAAGCAAACUGCGAAUCUCAACCCUCAAGGAGGAGUUCAACAAGAAGGAGGAGCUACUCCUGACCUUGACCACUGGUGUGACUGCUAAGGGUGGAACAGAUGGCGGGUAUACAUCUCAGCUCAAAGAAUCCAAGGAGGCUCUCAACAAGAGCCAAAACGCGAUUAAACAGGCGACAAUGAAACGCCAGCAUUUGGAAGAGAAGAUGGCAAAUGACGAAGCCCGUUUGAACAAGGCAAAAGAGGAAAACAAAAGCCUUCUUCAAGACAUGGAAAUUCGCAAACAAGAAAUCGAGUCAAAGGAGAUGCAGUUCAAGCAAUUCGGCUAUGACCCUGAAGCCUACAAUGCGUUGAGAGACCAAGAAAGUAUGCUCCGCAAGCAGCUUGAUCAGUGCUACCAGGAAUUCAAUAACAUCAAGAGAGACAUCGGAAAUAUCGAGUUCAACUAUGCCACCCCUUAUGCUGACUUCAACCCGAGUUCCGUGAAAGGUGUUGCCUUGGAGCUAUUCCAAUUGAAAGAAAACGAAUCAGAUAAAGCAAUGGCCUUGCAGGUUUGCGCCGGAGGUAGGCUAUAUAACGUGGUCGUUGACAAUGCCAAUACAGCUUCUGCGUUGCUCGAAAAGGGCCAAUUGAAACGUCGUGUUACCAUUAUCCCCUUGGACAAAAUUUCAACAUGGCAAAUUCCAAAGGACAAAAUUGCCUACGCUAAACGAAAGUGUGUAGACAAAGUCGAGUUGGCCCUAGACUUGGUCAACUUUGAGGAAGAAGUGUUCAAGGCUAUGUCGUACAUUUUUGGCUCUACUUUCAUCUGCAAUGAUCCUGCUACCGCCAAAAACGUAACCUUUGAUCCGAAAAUUAGAUGUCGAUCGAUUACUCUUGACGGUGAUAUAUACGAUCCAGAGGGCAAUUUAUCGGGAGGAUCGCGGAAAGCUGGCUUUUCCGUGCUACUCAAAAUGCAAAAAUAUCAUACUAUCACCUCGACAAUUGCACAGCAUGAGUCCAAACUCCGAGAGAUUGGAGCAGAACUUAACCGACUUGAGAAUAUUGGUCAGCAAACAAAGUCUUUGCAGACAUCAUUGAAUUUGAGCAAGCAUGAAAUGUCUUUAUUGCAACGUAAACUUGACACAAACCCAGCAUCUGCCAUCAUUAAAGAAUCUGAGAUGGACAAACAAGAAACUUCACGAUUAAGUGAAUUGAUCGAUUCGGAAAAGGAACAAUGUCGUGAAUAUGAGACGAAGAUUGCAUCAAUUGACAAUGAUAUUAGAGAGUUCAAUCAAGACAAGGGCUCGAAGCUCAAACAAUUGGAGGCUGAGUUAAAGGAGCUUAAAAAGCUUAUUUCACUUGAAGAUAAGACCUUGCAAAAGGAAAAAGCUCGCUUCCAAGAACUUGAAGUCGAACUCGACCAACAAAGAGUCGAAAAGAAAGGUCUCGAGGAGUCAAUAGCACAGAGUGAAAGUGUGCUCAAGGAUUUGAGUACUUCCAAUGGCGACAAUGAGAUCAAGUUCAAGAAUUUACAGGAAGAGCUACAAAGUGUGCAUGUGUUGUUGGAUGAAGAGAAAGCGAAACUUAUCGGUUUUAAUGAAGAGAUCAAUGAGCUUUCAAACGUUAUUGCCAAAAAAAAUGAGGAGCUUGGUGCAGCCAAAUUAGAAAUGCAAAAGCGCACGCAUGAUUUGGAAAAAGCAAAUGGACUCAGUGCGUCUCUCAGAUCGAGACUUGAUGCCCUCAUUGAAGAGCAUUCCUGGGUUACAGAUGAAAAUGAGACCAAUGCGAUCAUGCAACAAUAUCCAGAUAUCAACAUCGAAGAGUACGAAGCUCAAGCCGCCGUCUUGAGUGAUCGUUUCUCGAACAUGAAGCGGAAAGUAAAUGCUAACAUCAUGAGCAUGAUUGAUAACGUUGAGAAGAAGGAAACCUCAUUAAAGCAAAUGGUUCGUACGAUCGAAAAGGACAAGUCCAAGAUUGAGAACACGAUUGCGAAAUUGAACGAAUACAAGCGUAAGACUUUGGACUCCACGUAUCAAAAGGUUUCGGAGGACUUUGGCAACAUUUUUGCGGACCUUCUUCCGGGCUCGUUCGCAAAAUUGGUGCCAGUCAAUCCGAUGGAUGUCACAAGGGGUUUAGAGGUCAAAGUCAAAUUAGGUCCUGUCUGGAAAGACAGUUUGGUAGAGUUGUCGGGUGGUCAACGUUCUUUGAUCGCAUUAUCCUUGAUUAUGGCCUUUUUGCAUUUCAAGCCCGCGCCAAUGUAUAUUCUUGAUGAAGUUGAUGCUGCGUUGGAUUUGUCACACACGCAAAAUAUUGGACACCUUAUCAAGACUCGAUUCAAAGGUGCUCAAUUCAUUGUUGUCUCGUUGAAGGAAGGAAUGUUUACAAAUGCCAACCGAGUGUUCAGAACAAGGUUUCAAGACGGUACUUCGAUUGUCUCGGCAAUGUGA